UCCAGCAACAACAACUACAAGACAUUUUUUGGAGGCUUGGAAUUUAAUCUUCGCACAAGAUUUAGGGUGUUUGGCGAGGACUAUAAAUCGUUUGGAAUUUUCACAGGAUAAAAAAAUUCCGUUUCCACGCCAAUAAGUCUUAAUAGCUUGCGAACAACAGGUUGGCUGAAUCCACAGUAUUUUGAAAGUGGUCACGCGCUGUUACGGUUAUGAUGACUGAUUUGGACAUGUCAGCACCUCUGCCAUAACUCCACAAACACACUCCAUCAUGUCGGUGGACUGAGAGAAAGUGAGAAACCACGUGUUCUGGAUGUUUUCAGAAUCUUUUCAAGGACAUUGUGCGCGUGCGAAGCGAUUCAGCGCGUGGAUUUGCGCACAGCGGAAUUCGCCUUUUACGCACCGGGCAUGAGGCACCAGAAUUACCGCUAAUGAACUACUCCCUGCAGACAACGUCCUCGGCACUUCGUGUUGUCCAACGUGGUGUUAUUUGUGUUUCGUGAUCAUGUUGCCAAGGUAAUGAGCCGGGCGGCCGAAUACCGGUCGCUGCGCUCAGGAUGGCCCGGCAGGACGCGGUGAGGUGCCUGCGCUGCCUGCUCUACGCGCUUAACCUACUCUUCUGGCUCAUGUCAGCUUGUGUCCUGGGAGUGGCUGCCUGGAUCCGAGACUCCCUCAACACUGUCCUGACCCUCACAGCACACACAAGGUUGGAGGAGGCUACAGUGGUCACAUAUUCAGCUGCAGUGCAUCCAGUUGUCAUUGCUGUCUGCUGUUUUCUGAUUAUUGUGGCCAUGGUUGGAUACUGCGGCACACACAAAUGUAACCUACUGCUUCUGUCCUGGUAUUUCUGUAGCUUGUUGGUGAUCUUCUGUGUGGAACUAGCCUGUGCUGUUUGGACAUAUGAUGAGCCUUUAGUUCAGCGCUCAGACAUGAUCAGUCUCAAGUCCCGAAUGCCAAAUUACGGACUCCAGCGUUACCAAUGGCUCACACACACCUGGAACACCUUCCAGACUGAGUAUAAAUGCUGUGGAGUGAUAUACUUCACCGACUGGUUGGAAAUGACAGAGAUGGAGUGGCCUCCUGACUCCUGUUGCUCCAAUCAGUAUCCAGGAUGUGCUCGACAUGCGCAUUACCACGACCUCAGUGACCUGCAUCAAGAGGGCUGUGGUCCAAAGAUCUACAGUUUCAUUCGGGGGACAAAGCAGCUACAGGCUUUGCGCUUCUUGGGCGUGUCCAUCGGUGUGGCUCAGAUCCUGGCCAUGGCAUUGACUCUCAUGCUGCUCUGGGCAUUGUAUUAUGGACACAAAUGUCCAGUGCCAAACACAGUGGUGGUUGCACCAAAUGACUCUACUCCAACUUCAGUCGUAGGGAGCACCUGACAAAUCCCUAAAGUUGUGAAGAAUUGCCCACAGUUUGCACUCUUGAUUCUGCAUAACUCUCACAUGAAGGCAAUAGAGUGUUACAGAUGCACACUUAGAGUUGUAAAAAUCAACUGCAAUUUUGAAGUGGAUUAUAGCAUUUUUCACUGGAUAAAAACAACUUUGAAAUAGUUUAAAUUUGCAAUGAUUUAGAUCUCCAGUUGUCAGAUUGUAAAACUGUAAUUUGUAUGAGUCUUGCAUCGAAAUACAUCAGUCAAUACAACAGUCCGAAACAAGGAACUAUCUUUUUGAUUUUGGUGUAUGGAACAUCUCAGGUGUGGCUGCACAUGCGUGAAUUUUUAUGGUACAACAUUUAUGGGUUUGCAUUAGCAUGGUAGUUUUAUAUUUGUCUUAACACAUUUAAUUUAGCUACUUUCAUCUUCUUGACUACUGUGUUUAUACCGUAGAAGCAUGUAUGUUAAAAACUACGAUAUUUGUAUUUUGCACAGUCACUUAUGACUGAUGAUAACAAAUUAGCUAACAACAUGUUACAAUGUUUGUGAUAACAUUUUUAUUAUUGUUUAUUUUUUAAACACUGCACUGGACAAAU
Molecule: messenger RNA, 1965 nt
Organism: Boleophthalmus pectinirostris (great blue-spotted mudskipper)
Lineage: Eukaryota; Metazoa; Chordata; Actinopteri; Gobiiformes; Gobiidae
Gene: tspan12
Product: tetraspanin 12
Exons: 7
Coding region: 555-1376 (273 amino acids)
Cellular component (GO): membrane
Source: RefSeq, a predicted model, not a curated record